Messenger RNA from Penaeus monodon (black tiger shrimp), 5694 nucleotides. RefSeq names its product fibrillin-2-like. Bases 362 to 5593 code for a protein of 1743 amino acids. The record is from RefSeq and is a predicted model, not a curated record. The transcript has 35 exons. Lineage: Eukaryota; Metazoa; Arthropoda; Malacostraca; Decapoda; Penaeidae. Gene Ontology annotation, molecular function: calcium ion binding.
UGGGCGGUCACGAUUCACGCACGAAGGCGAGGCGAGCCCAGUCGAGGCGGUGGGUGGCGCGAGAACACCCGUCCCUUCUUCCCUGUGUGUGUGCGCGCCGUCGAGUCUGCUCCGUCGGCAGUGUCGCUUCCUCUGCGUGACAAGUACUUGAAGUGAAUGAAGGUUUCGAUCUCCGUAUUCGCAAUCUGGUUGUGGAUGCAGUGUAGAUUGUGAAUAAGACUGGAUAAACUCGAUAGCUAGAAAGCAAAAACGAUCGAAAAUACACAAGACUUUAUCAAUCCAAGGAUCUAAUGAUACCAUAAGUGAACACAAGGACACCAAGAAGUAUCAGCUAUUGCAUUCUUGGUCACAGCGCAGCACCAUGGAGGAUCGACAGGCCGUGCGGCCGAAGAUCUCCGGAUAUACCUGGCUUCUUUUGCUUGCAGUCGCCUCAGCUGCAGGAGACUUGGAGCCAACGUUUGGAAGAUGCUGCGCUUUUGGGGCCAACUGGGCCAGGGAGUCCCAGCAGUGCGCCACCUUCCCCAUACCGGUCGCCGGCGUGCCCUCAGAGCACCAGUCUAUCUGCAUCACAGCGGCUGGAAUCUGCUGCCUUCGAUACUACAGAGAUAAGCAGUGUCAGCAAGGCAAGCAAGCAGCUCAAGCGGGCCAAGAAUGCACAGCUAUUACGGACGAGGGAGGCGAAUUUUAUAAGGACUGCUGUGAUGGUUGCAAGCUUGGCCUAGUCAGUGGAAACAUGGGGAUGGGAUGCAACUCACGCUUUACAUUCGGCUUCCCCUGGGACACUGCCUAUUUCCACUGCUGCAGCCAGGCAUCUGUUGCUGCUUCGGGUGUGUCAGAUCCUCAACAGCCGGCGUAUGGGGGCGGCAGCAGCAGUGCUAUUGACUUCAAUACACUUUAUCCGGGUGUCACCGACCCAGUUGGUUUAGUCCCAGAAUCAGAAGAUCUCUGUGCUAGGUUCCCAGGGAAGUUGUGUGCCCACGUGUGUGUCCCAACUCCAGGCUCUUACAGAUGCCAGUGCCGAGCUGGCUUUACUCUCUCGGUAGAUGGCAAAACCUGCAUCCAGGAAGCUGUUACUGAUAGAUGUCAAAUCAACAACCCAUGUGCCCACAUUUGCAGAGAUACAGGAAUAUCUAUUGAAUGCUUAUGUAAUCCGGGCUAUGCAUUGGCACGCGAUCAGAGAUCUUGUGAAGAUGUGGAUGAAUGCAUAUUGCAAACAGAUAACUGCAACAGGACAUCGCAUUUUUGUGUGAAUACUCGCGGAAGCUUCACUUGCCAGAAGAAAAGCGGACCCACAGACUGCAUUGCUGGCUAUAAGUACAGUGCUGAGCAGAAGAUUUGUAUAGAUGUGGACGAAUGCGACGAAAAUUUACAUGGCUGUGACCCGGAAAAGGAACAAUGCCGGAACACCGACGGGGCGUACGAAUGCGACGAGAAAUGCGACGAAGGGUUUCAGUUCAGCCUUGCUCUGAGAACGUGUGUUGACCAAGACGAAUGUGUGGACGAGCCCUGUGAUCCCGGCUGGCAGUGUCACAACACAGUGGGGUCUUUCCUGUGUCAUGAGCUGCCAAAAGCCUUCUGUCCAGCGGGAUAUAAACCCUCGAACGGCACCACCACACGCUGUGAAGAUGUAGACGAAUGUGUUGAGGGUCUGCACACCUGUCAUCCAGAAACAGAAACCUGCAUUAACGAGAUUGGCAAAUACCGUUGUGAAGCACUCAGUAUCAAUGAAGUUGAUUUUGGUGUUAAUCCAUAUGAAGCCCUUCCGCGAGCCACGUUUCAGCCACCAGUUCAGGAGUGUGCUGAAGGCUUUGGUUAUGAUCUUAACACAAAGAGAUGUCUUGAUGUUGAUGAAUGUGGGGCUGGCCUGCACAACUGUACCCUGUCCGUCGAACGCUGUAUCAACACUUUAGGGGGCUUCAUAUGCAGACCAAGAAGAAGAUGUAGUGCUGGAUUUGUUCCUGAUCCAGUAACUGGAAGAUGUAAAGACGUGGAUGAGUGCUUGGCUGGUGUGGCUAAGUGUCUUCCUGGGGAGAUCUGCAUCAACACCGAAGGAGCCUUUGAGUGCCGUGUUGAGUGCCAGGAUGGCUUCAGAUAUGAUCCUACAGACCCAGCGGUGUGUGUAGAUAUCAAUGAGUGUCUUGAGUCACCAUGUAGACGUGGAACCCGGUGUGUUAACACUGAAGGCUCUUAUAGAUGCACUCCUUCAACUACCACAACUGAUACAUCAUCACCAGUUGUUACUACAAGUCCGGGACCUACUCCCUGUCCAGACGGUUUUGGGAGAAAUUCAAACAAUCUACAAUGUGAAGAUAUUGAUGAAUGCCUUGAACGAGUUUGUGAGACAGAACAACUUUGCCAAAAUACCUAUGGCUCAUAUAUAUGCAUUUGGCCCCCAUGUGAUGAAGGUUACCGGAGGGAUCCGAACACCAACGUCUGUCGUGAUAUUAAUGAGUGUGACGAAGGAAGUGACACAUGCCAAGUUGGUGUAGAAGAAUGUGUCAACACACAGGGAGGCCACACAUGUCAACCAAAACCAUGCCCAAUUGGAAGAAAAAGGCAUCCCUCAAACCCUAGACGUUGCACUGAUAUCAAUGAGUGCGACACAACUCCCUGUGGUCCAGAGGAGCAAUGCAUUAAUACAUUUGGGUCGUAUCAGUGCCGACGCCUAGCCCCUUGUCGUCCAGGCUUCAGAAGAAAUAGUGAAAGCAGGCAGUGUGAAGAUGUUGAUGAAUGUGAAGAAAAUGAACCCUGUGAGGAAAAUGAACGCUGUUUGAACACGAGAGGAAGCUAUAGGUGUCGUACUCUCGAAUGCAGUACAGGAUAUCAACGUGACAUAUUUGGACGCUGCAGAGAUAUUAAUGAAUGUGAGACUGGGGAUCAUAAUUGUGACGUUUCCAAGGAGGAAUGCAUCAACACACAAGGGAGCUUCAGAUGCAAAAUUCUGCCAAAUUGCACACAAGGCUUUAAACGGGAUCCAAACACAAAAAAAUGUGUUGAUAUUGAUGAGUGUAAGGAGGAGACACAUGAUUGCCGUGGUGGCGAGAGAUGCUACAACCAAUAUGGUCAUUAUACCUGCAGUGGUUCCCCAGCUGCUUGCACAAAAGGGUUCAGGUACUCUUCAUCAGAUAGACGGUGUCAUGAUGUUGAUGAGUGUGCGGAAAAUAUCGACUCCUGUGAAUGGUCCACUCAAACAUGUGUCAACUCUGUGGGCAGUUACAGGUGCAUUGAUCAACAACCAACAUGUGACUUUGGCUAUAGGUAUGACCAUGAACAGAGGGCAUGCAUAGAUAUAGAUGAAUGCCGUGAGAAAAAACAUGAUUGUGAGGAUGGUCAAUACUGUGUUAACACUUUGGGGUCCUAUCAGUGUCACACCCAUGGGAGUGCUAGCCAGACAUGCCAUCCUGGAUAUACUUUCAAUAGAACAGCAAGAGUGUGCAUGGAUAUUGAUGAAUGCUCGGAGGGAAUUCAUGACUGCUCAGCAUCAGAGGAAUGUGUCAACCGGAGAGGGGAUUAUGCUUGUCACCCAAAAGAGGAAGUGUCCAAUUCUGUAACCACAGUCCCAAGCAGGGAAAAGGAGGGUUCUGACACUAAUGAAUCGGAUCAAACACAGGAGUCUGGAGGUAGUGGCAGUAGUAAAAGACUUCGCUGCCAAAAUGGCUAUCGUUACAAUAGAAGACGGAGGGUCUGUGUAGACAUUAAUGAAUGCGAAGAAGGUCGAGCUAUUUGCAACAAACUGACAGAGGUCUGCAUUAAUACCAAGGGUGACUACUGGUGUGCACCUGCACAUAAACCUGUGCGUGCCACAACAUCCUCUACCACAACCACCACCUCUACCACCACAACCACAACCACCACUCCUGCCCCUCCACCCCUUCCUCCUCGCCCUCAAGCUCCUCAGUGUCCUCCUGGGACAUUAUAUAAUACAGCAUAUAGAAGCUGUAGAGAUAUUGAUGAAUGUAAUGACAACCCAUGCAGAGAAUUUGAGGUUUGUGAAAAUACCCAAGGUUCAUACAAAUGUACAUGCCGGGAAGGUUUCCAAAGAAGUUCAUCUACUGGUGAAUGCAUAGAUCUAAAUGAAUGCCAGCUUGGUUUACACAGCUGUGAAACAACACAAAGAUGUGACAACACUAUUGGCUCUUAUGCUUGUAUACGCAUUGCUGGAUGUGGUACAGGAUACACUUUGAAUCACAAUACUGGAGAAUGUGAUGAUGAUGAUGAGUGUACGCUAGGAACUCAUGACUGUGAUCAGCUGGGGCCGAAGUAUGAAUGUUUCAACAUAAAGGGCUCAUUCCGUUGUGUAAAGAAGAUUUGCCCAAAUUUACAAGUUCUGAGCUUCAAUGGAACAUGUGUAGAUCUCACAUGCAAUCCUGGCUUUAAACCUGUAAAUCAAGGGUGCAUUGAUAUUAAUGAAUGUGAGGAAAGAACCUCUCCUUGCCGUCGUAAUGAAAGGUGCAUCAACACCCAUGGGUCCUACCGCUGCCGCCCACUUUUGAACUGUGGGGUUGGAUACCAAAUUAAUGAAAUUGGAAAUCAGUGUGUCGAUAUUGAUGAAUGUGCUGAUGGGACUCAUCAGUGCACAGGAAAUCAACUUUGUUCCAAUCGCCAGGGCAGCUACAUAUGUCAGUGUCCACCUGGCUUUAGACUCAACAGUUUGCGACAGUGCCAGGAUGUAAAUGAAUGUGAAUCUUACUUUGGAAAUAUAUGUUCAAAUACAGCAGUGUGUGAAAACACAGAAGGUUCUUACCGCUGUAACUGUAAGAAAGGCUUCAAACACAAAGCAGAUGGACUUGCUUGUGAAGACGUGGAUGAAUGCACUGAAGUGGAAGGAAUCUGUCAUCACGAUUGUAUCAAUGUUUGGGGGUCAUAUCAGUGUACUUGUCGGCCAGGAUUUACCAUUGCUAGGGAUAACAGGACGUGUACAGACAUAGAUGAGUGUUUGGAAUACCGUGGUCGAGGCCGGCUUUGUAUUGGUAUCUGUGUAAAUACCCCGGGAACAUUCAAGUGCUCUUGUCCUGAUGGUUAUCAGUUAGCAUCAGAUGGUCACACUUGCAAAGACAUUGAUGAAUGUGAAACUAACUCACCUUGUCGAGGAGAAAACGAAAUAUGUGUCAAUACACGUGGAGGCUACAAGUGCAAUGCAAUUGAAUGCCCUGACUCAUAUACUCGAGACCUGGAACAUAAGAACCGCUGCAAGAAGGUUCCAGUGUUUUGCCGAGAUGACGAUGAGACAUGUCGCCGCCAGCCACUCAGCUACUCCUAUAACUUUUUGCCAUUAGUGAGCAAUUUGACUCUUCCACCAACAGGACAAGUAGAUCUCUUCACCAUGCGUGGUCCCCUUUGGUCGUAUACCACAGUGCAGUUUGACUUGGAGUUGGAGUCUGCCCGAGCACCUCUGGGGGUUGAAGCUGCCAAGCGGGAAUUCUUCCAUUUAAAACGAACCUCUUAUAAUCAAGCAGUUAUCUCUCUUGUAAGGCCGAUAACUGGCCCGCAGGAAGUGCAACUAGCUCUAAAUAUGCAGCUUUAUCAUCAAGGGGCUUUUGGAGGAUCUGCUAUUGCAAAACUUCUUAUUUAUGUGUCUGAAUAUGAUUUCUAAUAUGUAAAGUAUAUUUAAAUAUGAAAUCUAAAAUCUUAAACAAUAUCUUUUUAGUUGGUGUUGUAAUACAAAAUGAAUAAUUAAAAAGAUAGAAAAAAAAC